UGGUACGCCGUUAGAUGAUGUUUAUCUUAUCCGCUUCUUCUUGUCGUGUUUACUGUUAGAAAUGGUUGAAGGUGAUCAUGAAAACUAUAAAAUCAAUUAAAUCAAGAGACACGGUAGUCUCUCGCGAACUGUCGAGUUGCGAGUAUUUCAGAUUAUUCGCUAGUAAUAACAAACAGUGAACAUUGUCUCAAAAUGCUGCGAGUUUUCACAAACGAAGAAUACACGGAUAUUCAUUAUGUGUACGGUUUGUGUGCAGGAAAUGCAAGGGCUUCUACUAGAGAAUAUGAACGAAGAUUCCUUAAUAGAAGAGUGCCGUAUCACACAGUCUUUACCAAUGUUCAUUUGCAAUUACGUUCGACGGGUUUAUUUCGUCCAUUGGCAGAAUGUGGAGUUAUACGUAAUUAUCGUCGUUCUCAAAGAAUUCUUAAUGUGUUUAAUAAUGAUCCUACUACAAAUGUUCGGCGAGCGCCAUAUCAGCUCCAGCUAGCUCCCGAAGUAUGGUUUGGAGAACAUUGCGAACUGAUAACAGGUACCCGUAUCAUUUCACACCGGUACAAGAAUUUUUGCCAACCGAUCACGAAAAGCGAACACAAUUUUGUGAAUGGUACGUGCAACAAGUACAAGAAGAUGAUUUUCUCCCAUCGAGGAUACUAUAGACUGACGAGGCUACAUUUACGAGAGCAAUUGUUCUCGAAGAUGUACCUUUACUAUCUCGCCAACACAUGUGGAUACAGUUAGAUGGAUGCCCAGCACAUUGUGGUAGACAAGUACAACAGUAGUUAAACGAACAUUAUCCCGAAAGAUGGAUUGGUCGAGGAAGUCCGAUAUCUUGGCCUCCAAGAUCACCAGAUCUCCAGAACGCCAUUAGACUUCUACUUGUGGGGGACAAUGAAAGAAAAAGUUUAUCGAACACAAGUCAUAUCAAGAAAUGAACUAACACAAAGAAUUAUCGACACAGCUGCAGAGAUAAAACAAAAUCCGCAAGAAAGUCUUAGGGUGAUAAAUUCAGUAGUACAUCGAUGUAUAGCUUAUAUUGACAUGGGCGGACGGCACUUUGAAAUGUGAACUUAAGUGAUUGUUUCUUACAUUUUGUAUUUUAUUUUUGCUAUAACUUUCUAAUAAAGCAUUUUGAGACCUAUGUUUAUAUAACAUUUUUUCUUCUUUCUGCUCAUAGAACAUUCUACUAAAGUUUGUACGGAAAAACUUGAGACACCCUGUAUAUGACCACACAUAGAAGCAAAGUUCAUACAUGCGCAGAAAACAUUUUAAUAGAAUAACACACGACACUGUAUCGCGUAACUGAAAUAUAUACACACCGAAGUUUAAAUUUAUGCAUUUUACAACAAUUAAUAGUUUUAAUUGGAUAUCCGUUUAAUUUAGCAGUAUGAAAAUUUAAAUUAUCCUUGCAACAUUUUCUCAUACUAUCCUCAAAUAUUUUGGAUAAUAUGAGUACAU
Harpegnathos saltator (Jerdon's jumping ant) is the source of this 1455-nucleotide messenger RNA. RefSeq lists its product as uncharacterized. Lineage: Eukaryota; Metazoa; Arthropoda; Insecta; Hymenoptera; Formicidae. Bases 193 to 738 code for a protein of 181 amino acids. The record is from RefSeq and is a predicted model, not a curated record. The transcript is spliced from 2 exons.